ACUAUUCCCCACACACACACACACACUCUCUCUCUCUACUUUUUUUUUUCUUUUUUUUUUUUACACAUUGCACACCACAGGAGCUGUAGAAACAGAUAUUAAGAUACGCUCCUCUUCGAUCUCCAUCCUCUCGAGAUGGGGUCGAGGUCGACGACGACGACGACGACGACGAUGCUGAGGAGAGGUGAUUUGGACCUCGGGUAUGAGGAUUCGAUCAAGGAUGGGUUGAGGCGAAUAAUGCUUCAGCAUGAAAUUAUAUUUAAGAAACAGGUACGGGAGCUUCAUCGAUUGUACCGGACCCAGAAGAACCUGAUGCACGAGCUUUCCUGGAAGGGAUCGGAUGUGAUAAUGGAGGGUUCGACACUGGAAGUGAGUAAAGGUGUGUGGGCAGAGCAAUUCGGUAACCAGCCCAAGAUAAUGAUUGAUCUUCGGGUACCUGCGAACGAUUUUUCGCAAGUAGAGGAGGGUUCUUUUUGCAAUGAAAGUGAUGCAGGUUCUGCGCCGGCGAAGGCUAAUUCUGUUGGAUUUAGCUUCUGUUCUCAUAAUGUGAUUGAUUUGGAAAAACCUGCGGUUUCGGGGUCUAAUGACGCGGCGGAGUUUGUCUUUGCUGCUGAGUUGAGAGCCGGCACAUCUCGCAUGAAUUCGACCGGAACAGAAUUGCAUGAUUCGGAUUCUGUUCCGGUGGAAGAUCACUUGAUUGAAGAUUUCAGUGAGCCGCGGAGAGAGCAUGAGUCUUGCCACUUUACCCCUGGAUCAAAUGAAUGGAAAGGUUUUCCUCCAGCCAAUCUGUCGACUGAGAAGCAAAAGGCUACUUUCCGCAAACCUUUGGAGAUUGACCUCAACAUUGCUCAAGACGAAGAAGACAAACCGGUCUACGUUCUGCUUGAUCCUAAGCAACCAUUCCCUUCUCCAUCGACAAGUUCCUCGGUUAUGCAUCCUGAAAAUGUUUGGAAAGAUUCAAGUGGCACAUGCCCAGAAAAUUGUGAAUCAGAGAACAAAAAAUGCUCUAAAGAGUCUUCUCUCACAGAUCAGUUAAAUUCUAAGGAAAUUUUCACCGAGGGCUCAGAAAAAUGCUUUAAGAACUUGCUAGAAGGAUCUUCCUGCGGCUCCAACGGAGUUCAUUCAACGUCGGACUUGCGUAAAUCAAUGAAUGAGAAGGUAGCGCGUGCACAUAGUGAGGGCCAUAGGCAAAACUCGGCUAUAUUUCCUGGCAAUAAUACAAAAGAGAAUAACUUACAUGCAUCUGUUGGAAGCACCAACUUACCAAUAACCUUACCUAGCCAUCUUGAAGAGAAUCAAAGACAGCAUGAUGAAAGUGAAGAGGAUACUGUAUCAAGCCAUGCGGUAGCAGAGAGUGGAGAAUACCAACCUGUGAAUGAUUUCAAUCAGACGGCUGACAUGAAUCAACAGCAAGCCGAGAAAUUAGAAUUGGAUGAUGUAAUUCCCGGUGCAGCAGAGAUACUCCUUUUAAUCUCUUCAGAGAAUUCAACAUGUUACGCACAUUACUCGCCAAACAACAGAGAUAUUGAACAUGAUGUAGAGAAUGAUGAUCCCGAGUAUUCCGCUGAUUCUUUUGAGAGAAGUAUACUGAAUCUACAAGAGACUAAAGAUGAUGGGCUCUCCAUGCACGCGACACAAACCGAGAACAAGAGUCGAAAGGAUCUAUGUGGGUUUAAGUUAAGGAGGGGAAGGGGCCUAAGAGACUUCCAGAAGGAUAUUUUGCCAGGGUUGGUCUCCUUAUCAAGGCAUGAAAUUUGCGAAGACUUGCAUACUAUAGAGCAUGAGCUUGGUAAGAAUAAGUCGAGGAGCAAUUUCACGGAACAACCAUUUGGCUCCGUCGGAACCAAGCGGUCGAGGGUCUAUACUCUUCGGAGGCGGCGAUGAGGCAAUCCACAUUCAUAAGAAGUAAAUGACUGGAGUGGUUUAAUUAAAGCUAAUUCUGUACAGAAGUAGUAAUCUCUUACCGCGCUUACUGUUAAUGACUACAUUGGAACUUUCUUUAAUCUCCUUUAGUAAACCUUGUAGUUGAGUAGUUGAUUAAAGAAUCAUGUAUGUUGAGCCAUUUCAGAGCGAGAAGAUCGGGCCAAGCAGGCCUUUAACAGUA
Molecule: messenger RNA, 2104 nt
Organism: Ananas comosus (pineapple)
Lineage: Eukaryota; Viridiplantae; Streptophyta; Magnoliopsida; Poales; Bromeliaceae
Exons: 5
Coding region: 136-1884 (582 amino acids)
Source: RefSeq, a predicted model, not a curated record